Molecule: messenger RNA, 2468 nt
Organism: Diachasmimorpha longicaudata
Lineage: Eukaryota; Metazoa; Arthropoda; Insecta; Hymenoptera; Braconidae
Exons: 5
Coding region: 325-693 (122 amino acids)
Source: RefSeq, a predicted model, not a curated record
CGCCAGGACUCCGAUAUAUUUUCCAUUUAUUUUUCCUCCAGGGAACUGAAGAUUUGUUUAUUAUUAUACUGAGCUUAGGGAGAGGAUUUUUGAUGUCUUGUCGGGUGUUUUAAGUUUUUCAGGUGUUGGUGAAGAAAAAUGGACGAAUGGUGGCGAAGGUGAGGAAAGUCAGGGUGACCGCUGAUAGAUGGAUCCACCAGGGCCUUCAGUGGCGGAUACCCUUGAAAUCCUUCGCUCGUCAUCGGAUAGUGAUUAAAUAUUUAUUUGGGACAAGUGCGUUUAAUUAAUGGUAAAAGGACUCUGGAAAAUUUACUCUGCCAACUAAUGUUCGUGGUGGGCAAAGCCGUGGUAAGAGCGUAUCGCGUGCUGGACGAUAGUUGGACAAAAUUGCCGCUCGACUUAGUGGCAAACGCUGUUUCAGAGGGGGUUGACACUAUUUUACUUACUACUGGAACAAAUACCACAAAACAUAUCAAAGGACCAGAUCAUCUUUUUUUUUUUAAUCAAAAUAAUUUUAAUUCGCAACUGCAACUCCUUUUCAUCCCCUCGAUUCAGCAGAGAAUAAUUCUGCUGGAUCCUGGCCAGGCAAUGGGAAUAUCAGCUGUAGAAAUGUUCAUGAAACUCAAUGCCUCGGGAAUAAUUGUGAGAACGACGAGCGGUUAUGGCAUCGUAGCACGCCGGCUACGCUUGUAGUUUGCUGUUCACUCCAUUUACUACAGAUGUGAGUGGUGAAUGAAAAGGAGAAAUUUUUUCUCCUAUUCACGGGUGUGAAAAAAUUUCAUAGGGAAACCGAGUGAAUGCACAAGAAGUCUAGUGAAUUGCUAUUGAGAUUACGUCUACGUCUAGGUGUAUAAUAUUUAUUUGUUUGUUUCUUAUUUUCAAUUCCACAAACUCACAAGUCAUUCCACAUAAACGUGGAGAUAAUUGGAAUUGUUGGGAUGCAUGUAAUGGCUCAUUUGGGAUUUAUCCAGGCCCACCACAUCCCUACUGGAAUCAAGACUUGGAUUGUAGAGUUGAGCGUGCCAUGAAUUACUUGAGACAGUGGAAAUACAUUGACACAUGUAUGCUUUCACCCACUCUAUUCGUUGAUGUUUAUAUGUCAUCCCAAGUCAUAUCCACGUCAAAACAUUGAAUCGACUAAUCAACAAAUGAGAUAAUUCCAAUCAUUCAUUCCCUAAUGAAAUUUUAAUUGAAUUUUAAUUCAACGGUGAAAUUGAAAAAUUAUCUAUUAUGAGGAAGUGGUCAUGCAUCGAGUAAUAUCAAUAUCCUGGCAUAUGUGACACUGCCACCGGUUAUCUACUAUCAAUUGCAAUUAUCUUGCAAUAUCCACCCACCUCCGCUGCUCCAUAUGUCAAAAUAUCAACUUGACAUCUUCAUCUAUUCAUUAUUUGUCGAAACUUGGGGGUAAAAUAUUUAUUUUCGGAAGUCUGGACGACUGGAGACAGAUGAGAAGUUCCAUUGAGGGGUGUUUUAUCGUCUGGCUACCGGGAAAGUUCAAGCGGAACAUUGGCAUGCCCUUCGGCACAGUCAACAAUUCAAAAUGACCAGUGGUUUGUCGAUACCCCCUGAUUAGAUACGAUUCAUCCAACUUUUUCAAUUGAUAAAACUGUUAAUCGAAGUUCUGGAGUUGUUUUAACACUGGGGUAUCAUUUUGUGAAUGGAAAUAUUCACAAAGGCUUUUUCUUUGGGUUCGACGGUCAAAUCCAUCUUCUUAUGGUGAUUUUAAUGAAUUAAAAUGAAAUUUUAUUAAGUCUUUUAAUUUAAAAACUUUUACGAAAGUGGAAUGUCAACUCCAUUUUCCAUAAAUAAAUAAAUACAACAAGAGCGUGAAUAAUAUGCAUGAACCCGAGAUUAAUUUAUCACACGCAUCCCUAGUUUGUCAAAAUUAUCUGAAAGGGCUAAUGGAUUCGUUAUUCAUAGGAACCGUACGUGAAGUGAAUAACAAAAAAACGAUGAAUUGACGAAAUCCAGGGCACUUUGCGAAAUUUUAAUUCGGUGGAUGAAAGACAAAUUAUUAUGGAACAUUUCAUCUGCCUCUGAGUUAAAAAUAUGUGUUGGUGCAGCCGUCGGGCGGGCGAAAUUGAGCCAAAAUUGGAAAUUGGUUUGUUCUAUCAUACAAUGAUCACGCAACAAGAGCUUCAACUUUAACUCACAUGCUUUUUCCAAGGAAAUUACUAGUCAUUCUGUGUUAUGGAGGGGAAUAUGAAUGGAAAUAAUUGAUGAUUACUUUAACGACGCUGAUUUUCCCCGUGAGUCCACGGAAAUCUCCAAGAAACCAGAGCCGAUGCUGUCAAAAGAACAUAUUUUUCACUGUUUUUCCGUGAUACCAAUCGACCGUAAAAACAUGUUAUUAUUUUCAAAUAACUCUCUCGUUAGUUAUUCAAAUCUCCUCUGCAAAUUCCCUUCCUCGGGACAUCAAAUGCCCUAUUGUUAGUAAGCCCAAUAAAAUAAUGAUUGAAAAAACGAUU